GUCGCUCCUUCGUGGAUAUGACCACCAGGACCCAGUGGUCACCAGUAGGAUUCCAUGGGGCCAUAAUUCUGAAGCGGCACUGAUGCCAUCUCUACGGUCUGCCCAGAGCAUUCCAUUCUACUCGCUCUACGACCACGCGUUGGACUACGCCGAGCUCACGUGUGACUCCAGCCUGCUCACGUUCUUCGAAUUGGACUUUGAGCGCAAGUCGAAGAUGCACAAGCGGCGCGUCAACGCGCUGCGUGGAGUGCUCGGCGAGCUCAACCCGCACCACUACUUGCUCGUCUGCCGGCAGCUGACGUACGAGAUCGCCGAGGCGUACGGCAAGAUGCUCGACAUCAAGAUGGCGAUCGUUGAGGAGCAGCAGACAACGCCGUCGCCGCACGUCGUCAGGAAGAUCAGCCUGCUCGGCGCCGAGUGCAUUCGCAAUUUCGAAUUGUUCCUCGACUCAGUUAGGACGACGAACUGCCGGUACAGUUUGACAACGAUAAUAUUCGUCCGGUGCUGA
Messenger RNA from Priapulus caudatus, 508 nucleotides. Its product is annotated as KIF1-binding protein-like. The coding region runs from base 83 to 508 and encodes 141 amino acids. NCBI's taxonomy places the organism in Eukaryota, Metazoa, Priapulida, Priapulimorpha, Priapulimorphida, Priapulidae. The record is from RefSeq and is a predicted model, not a curated record. The transcript is spliced from 2 exons.